CUCAAAUCCCACAUCAAUUGAGGUUCAACGACGAAAAGAAUAGAGAAAAUGAAGCUUCAGAAGAAGAAGAACACCCUUCCGAAGAAGAGAAAGAAAGUAAGAGAGAAGAAGAAAUGGCUGCAAAUCCACGAAGAACGAUUCUACAGGUCAUGAGCCCUGCCUAUAUAGAAGAGGAUCUGAUAGGACUCCAAACUAGCGAAGCCCAUACCUUUGAUAUCCAGCCUGCUAUGUUCCAAAUGGCAUCCGACGACCAAUUUGGAGGCUCAAAGGCUGAAGAUCCAAGAGCGCACAUGUUAUGGGCUUACUGGUCACAUCCAAGAAAGAACUUGAUCAUUCUUCUAAGGUCAGAUCUUUUCUUGAGAUGGCUCCCAAAGAGAAUGAGGAGUUAGUGGAACGUCUAACCGUCAACGCUAAGUAAUGAUCGGAACCCGAAUUGCCAUUUCUACCUGUCCCUUUCUUCUCUUUUCUCAGUUUCUGUCUUUCGCCGAUCGGUUCUAUCUUCUAUCAAUAGCAGAACUAUUUCUCUUGUUUUCGAGUAGCAGGUAUUACAGUCUCUUCUCGACUUCUCAAUCUCCUUUUUAUUUUUGGAGUAAGGAAUCAUAUGCUUUCAGCUUUUAGGGCCUCAAAAUCGAUGUGCUUGGAUCUCUGUUUAUAUUUAGAUGUGUUUCUGUUUCAGUUUAGAUUCAUGGAUCGUUCAUUUCAUUUUCAGUUUCAGAUGUGUAUCAAUGUAGAACUAUAGAUCAAUCAUUUCAGUUUUAACCAGCCGUUUGGAUAGAUACAG
Molecule: messenger RNA, 781 nt
Organism: Cuscuta campestris
Lineage: Eukaryota; Viridiplantae; Streptophyta; Magnoliopsida; Solanales; Convolvulaceae
Source: the annotation of a GenBank genome assembly